UCCUCUUUAUUUUUGAUUGGAAUUUCCGCGUUGAUACGCGUUAAGUUCUACGAUCGAUCGAAGGGAGUGGAAGUACGUAAUAGCGAUCAGCAUUAUUGGCAUAGAGUAAUAUUUGCAGAGUCGUGCGUCGCUCAAGAAAAUGAUGCGUAUCUCUGGCUUCUUUCAUAUUACGACCGUGUAAUUUUGCCAGUUGCGCGCGCCAGGCUUAAGCAUCUAGCAGCAAGAUUUUCAAGGGAAAAUCACGCAAUGGCUAACGUUGGACCAGCACUACAAAGAGUCAUUAAUCUCCAUCCGGAUCUUCAUCAAAUUACAGCAUUUCACUAUGCGGCAAGAAGAGGAUGUCAAUGGAUUAUCACUGAGUUGCUGUUAGAUAGAUCUAAAGUUUAUCUGAAAGAUGAGCAAGGGCGUACUGCACUGCAUUAUGCAGCACGGUAUGGUCAAUUUGGCAUCGUUCAGCUAUUAUUAGAUAACGGAGCUGAUAUUACGAUUGUCGACAACAAUGGAAUGACAGUGCUUCAUGAGGCAGCAGAAAAUGGCCAUAUGAACGUUGUCGAACUGCUGUUGAUGACAGGUUGUCAGGUUGAUCCUGCAACUGACAUAAGAAAAUCGCCCUCAGGAAAGACACCGUUAUUUCUCGCAGCAUCACAUGGCCACGGUCACAUUGUUCGAAAAUUAUUGGAAUGUGGAGCUAUUGUUGAUACUACCAACUAUCGUCGAUUAUUCUCAAUCUUACACUGUAUUACAAAGAAGGGUUAUCCAGGAAUAAUUGAGAUCAUACUGCAGUAUGGAGCUAAUGUUAAUGUCCAAAGUCGCAAUGGACUUACGCCAUUACAUCUUGCAGCGUUAGGUGGCAAGGUACACGUUAUCGAUGUAUUAUGGAGAAACGGAGCAAUUCUCGAUUUUGUAGAUGUAAAUGGCCGUAACGCAUUACAUUAUGCAAUAACAAGCAAUCAUCUCGAAGCGGUUAUAAAGUUAUUAGAAUGCCAAGCUGUCAUUGAUUUUCCAACCAGAGAACAAAUGACAGGAUUGCAUCUCGCAGCUAAGUCGGGUAAUAGAGAGAUCGCCGAAGAGUUGCUCAGACGUGGAGCUUCAAUUGAUCCAAGAUCUGAAACCGGAGACACUCCAUUAAAUGUAGUGGUACUUUAUCAGCAUAUUGACGUGGUUAGGCAGUUGUUGAUUUGUGGAGCUGCAGUUGACUCUCCAAACAAUUUGGGAAAUACAGCAUUACAUUUAGCAACUAAAACCGCCAAUGUAGAAAUCAUUAAUGAGUUAUUAAAAUUUUAUGCCAAUAUCAAUUUUAAAUGCAAUAAUGGAAAUUCAGCAUUGCAUUACGCGGCAGAAAUAGGUUCAAAUGUUAUUGUCAAUUUAUUAAUGAAUAGUGGAGCUAAUGUGGAGGCUUUAAAUAACGAAAACAAAAAAGCAUCAAACAUUGCAGAAGAAAAUAAUCACAUGGAAGUAGUUGCAGAUCUAAUGGCCAGAGAGACUGCAAUUUUUUAUCAGCGCAGAAGACUGUUUCUGUAACCUAGUUACAGUACGGGUACAUUGCGAAUAACUAUUGUAAUUCUAUUAGAAUAUUGCCGUUGAGUUAUUGAAUAAAAGAGAGACUGAUCAUUUUGUGAGCACGGGCGAGCGAUUAAGAGAUGCGCACGUUGUGUACUACGUAUUGAGCUUUUUACCAGAAUAUUAUUUAAAUUGUUUAUUUUAAUCGUUCAUUUUCUCUUAUAUUAUUUGAAAAUUUCUAUAAACUAUAAUCAGCGAAUAUAAAUCGAACUACAUCAGCGUCUUUCUUAUCAAUGCUAAUAUGAUAGUAUUGUUUGAGGUGUAUUUGUGAUUUCAAACAUGCAUUCCAAGUUUUAAGUUAUUUCAUAUUUUGGUGUUAUUGUGAUUUUUUGUGGUAUUCAGACGCUAUUACCUGCAUAAAAACAGUCGAAAAUAUAUAUUACUGAUUAAUCUUUUAAUGUUUUUUCAUACGAGUAAAAUAACUAUAAUUAUGAUAAAUGUAUUGCGUUUUAAUUGCAAAAUUUCUCUUGAUUGUAUACAUGAUAUUUUUUAAACAAAUACAUUGUAAUAUAAUUAG
Messenger RNA from Phymastichus coffea, 2077 nucleotides. Its product is annotated as putative ankyrin repeat protein RF_0381. Gene Ontology annotation, molecular function: aspartic-type endopeptidase activity; protein binding. The transcript has 2 exons. The record is from RefSeq and is a predicted model, not a curated record. Gene Ontology annotation, biological process: proteolysis. NCBI's taxonomy places the organism in Eukaryota, Metazoa, Arthropoda, Insecta, Hymenoptera, Eulophidae. Bases 247 to 1521 code for a protein of 424 amino acids.